CCCGCCUCUCCCCGGGGCCUCGGCCCCGGCCCCCGGGGGGCCGCGCCGCUCGCGCGGGCGGACUACAACCCCCAGGGUGCCCCGCGCCGGCGGACUACAAGUCCCAGGGUGCACCGCGCCGCAGCAUGGCUGGCUUCGCGGACCUGAACCUGCCGCCCGGGCCGGACAAGAAGUGCGUGCAGAGCCUGCUGGAGGCCGCCGCGCACUUGGGAUAUUCGGCAGUGGCUCUUAAUCACGUCAUCGAUUUCAAAGAGAAGAAACAGGAAAUUGUCAAGCCAGUGCCUCCUUCGGAGUUGUUUCCGUCUUUGCCUAUUGUACAAGGGACAUCUAAACGAAUUAAAGUCUUAAACCGGCUAACGCUUGUUGUUUCUGAUCCUUCACACUGUAAUCUCUUGCGAUCAACAUCUACAAAUAUAAGGUUAUAUGACAUCAUAGCAGUAUUUCCUAAAACUGAGAAACUGUUUCAUAUUGCUUGCACAACUCUAGAUGUGGAUCUGGUGUGCAUAAAUGUAACAGAAAAGCUGCCAUUCUACUUCCGAAGGCCCCCUGUGAAUGUGGCAAUAGAUCGAGGCAUUUACUUUGAACUUCUCUACACGCCUGCCAUCAAAGACUCCACAAUGAGAAGAUACACAAUUUCAAAUGCCAUUAGCCUGAUGCAGAUCUGCAAAGGGAAGAACAUUAUUAUGUCAAGUGCAGCUGAAAGGCCCCUAGAAUUACGAGGUCCUUACGACGUGGCUAACCUAGGUUUGCUGUUUGGCAUGUCAGAAAGUGAUGCCAAGGCAGCUGUGUCUACCAACUGCAGAGCUGCCCUGCUACAUGGAGAAACACGGAAGAGUGCAUGUGGGGUAGUGUACACAGUGAAGAAGCCUCGCAAAGUUGAGGAGGAAGAAACACUGCCAGCCUGCAAAAAAGCCAAGACUCAAGUUUGAGGACUGAACUGGUUGUCAACAGGAACCUCCAUGCCAUCUUUACCCAGUGCUGUGUCUUCCUCCCACCUUCUAACCAGCUCAGUUCCUCACAUACUACUUUAUUUAGUCCAGAGAAGAAUUAUUCUUGUGCUCAAAUGAGAGAUCUGUGGGGACUGCUGAAUAGUUCACCAUACCUGAAAGAUGAUCCUACACUGUGCUUCUGGCCAAGGCCAGGAUAGCAUCUCUCCACCCUGUCCUAGGUCUUGUGGAGUUUGCACCAACUACAGACAACAUUUCUAAUGUGGAACUUUCAGUUGUACAAGUGCACUCUUUUAUUAAAAAUAUUUUCAAGAACACUUCCA
This is a messenger RNA of Rhea pennata, 1270 nucleotides long. It is a transcript of the gene RPP30, whose product is annotated as ribonuclease P/MRP subunit p30. The record is from RefSeq and is a predicted model, not a curated record. The transcript has 11 exons. Gene Ontology annotation, biological process: tRNA processing; translation. The coding region runs from base 126 to 929 and encodes 267 amino acids. Gene Ontology annotation, cellular component: nucleolar ribonuclease P complex; ribosome. NCBI's taxonomy places the organism in Eukaryota, Metazoa, Chordata, Aves, Rheiformes, Rheidae. Gene Ontology annotation, molecular function: RNA binding; structural constituent of ribosome.